AAAAAAGGCAUUUUUUUCCCCCGCUGUACAAACUAAAAAAAAAAACAAAAGAAAACAUACAAACAAAUGAAAAUGAAAAAAUAAAAAACACAGAUGUUUAAUUAUAUAUAGAAUCUUUAACCUCAGGAGAACAUCUUGGAUCUAGAUAAAAAAAAUUAUCUAGAUCUACAUUUUUCAUUUUAUGCAGAUUUUUUUCGACCAAUGAAAAAGAAGUAUUCUAUUUAGACCUACGUUCUUUUGUUUUAAGCGCGCAAACAAAAUAAUUAAUGAAAUCUCGUUCCAGCACUUAAUUGUCUCAUUGUUCCGGAAUACAUCGCGCCGAUCACAUCUCUCCUCGUAUUUAAUAGCGCUUAUACCUAGACAAUAGAUCUAGACUUAGAUUUUUAUUACUCAACUUGUGUGUAAAGUACAGAAUGUGGGCUGUGGCUAUUUUCAAUGAAACUGAAGAAGUUGAGGCUGUACCCAUUGCCUGGCUAUCACCAUGCCAGACCAUUGUGUCAUGGCCACCUUUCAAGGCUACAAAGGUUUUGAAAUGCAUGAAAGAGCAGCAGCCAGCUGACAAAACAUGGCCUACCUAUCAAGUUAGGAUCCUUAGACGCUAUGAAAACUUUGAGGAAGCCAAAAAAGGGUCCAUUUUGGCACAGGAGACCUCCGACUUAAAUGAGGAUAUUUCUCUUCUACCCUUAGGCAGAGGAGCACGUGUGACAAAAAAGAGGACUUACUCAAGUUCUGAGGAAGAAAUUCAGCCAUUCAAAAAAAUGGCUGAGAAAGCUGUCACACAACUACCGGUACCACCAAAGGUUCCCAAAGAUUUAGCGUCAGGCGAAUCGAGACUUGAAAAUGAAUCAACAAUCAAUAUCUUAAAAACCCUGGUAGAGGUUAAGCACCAGGUGAUAUCACUCUCUCAACAAGUGGUUGGGUUAGCUGACACUGUCCAGCAACUCAAAGAUGUAAUUGCACAGCAGGCGAGGGUGAUAGCAUCACUACAACCUCCACCAGCGGAAGAAAAUUUUGAUGUGAACCUGCCCCUUUCUAGCAUGGAAGAAUUUGACUUUCAUGAAGAAAAGUUGUCUGAUGAUAUAUAUAGAAAGUUUUUGAUAGCAAAAUUGUCACAUUUUGGUGGCAUACAUUUAAAGCAUACCAUUAAAAAAAUAUUGGACUAUAUGAUGACAACAACACUGCAAUGUCAAUUCAAUUGGGCUGGUAAACCAGGCUGGAAAGGGAAUGGAGUGGCUAGAAGAGGAUUUCAACAUUGCCAACUUUGUUUAGUAAUUGCAGAUUCUGUUCGACUCACAAAAAACUUGGAAAGAACAACUAACGAAGAGGUAUUUUCUUCAAUUAAAAUUUACUUAAGAAAUGCACGUGACAGGCAAGGUGGUCGACGAAGAAGACUGGAGACAGAUGCUGUUGGAGAGAUGGUCUGGCAUGGCGACAGCCAGGCAAUGGGUACAGCGUCAACUUCUUCUGUUUCAUUGAAAUUAGCCACAGCCCACAUUCUAGACAAUUAUUAAAUUAGUGUUUAAUAAAUAUGUAUGGUUACAACAUUCGUUUUCUGCUCCUAGCAUAAUUUUUUUAAUGACUUUUUUCAACGUUUAUAAUUAAAUUAAUUUUUUAAAUUUUUACUUUCUGUUGUAGAUAAAUAAUUUUGUAAAUAUAAUUAUUACUUUUUUAUAUGUAUAAAUAUUUUUAUUUUUGUGCAAAACAUUUUUUUUAUUCAGUUAUUAAAAUUUUAGAUUUUCUUUCUUUUUUUUUUUGUACAUUUAUAUUUUAUUGUAUCCUUGAUGAUUGUAAGCUUUAAAGCUUUUUUUUUAACUUUAUUUUUAUUGUCUUAAAUUAGAGGUUAUGUUCAUUAAGCACACUGAUAUAGGUUUAUUUCUAUUUUAUUAUAUUAAAUACCAUUUGUGUCCAAAGUUUUUUUUCUCCUGUAUUUUUUUUUUAAAUCUCAGUCAAAAUUUCUAAUUUAAUAGUUUGAUGAAAAUAGUUUUUCUUAAAUGAGACAUUACUUUUAACA
Biomphalaria glabrata is the source of this 2011-nucleotide messenger RNA. RefSeq lists its product as uncharacterized. The record is from RefSeq and is a predicted model, not a curated record. The transcript has 8 exons. Bases 414 to 1511 code for a protein of 365 amino acids. NCBI's taxonomy places the organism in Eukaryota, Metazoa, Mollusca, Gastropoda, Planorbidae.